ACAAGGUGAGUCGCAAAGUUGGUAACAUAAAUCACAGCUCCGUCGAAACAAUUGACCGUGUUCUACCUCCCCAGAUGGGCGUACACCACAUCCCAACAUGUCGAUCGAAUACUCGCCGCUUGACUUUAUCAUAAAGAAUCAGCAGAUCUUCUGGCGAGAGAACCGCAAGUCGUUCCUCAGAAAGAUUGCAUUCAUUGCUCUGGCAUUGCAGCUACUUUUCGUAUCGAACUUUUCGUACCUGUACGGUUCCUUAUGGGGAUCGAACAACCGCGCCCACGCUCUCAAAGUCUUGUCAGUCGACCUUGACGGCGGCGUCAUCAGCCAGUCUGUGAAGGAAGCAUACGACCACUUACGAGGCCCAGGAUUUCCGUCCUUGCUCGAGCCAGCCGAAGGGAUUGUGCAAUCUGUGAGUGAGGCCGCAGAGGCCGUCAGAGAUGGCACAUACUGGGCUGCUUUCGUUGUUCACGCGAACGCGUCCGCACGACUUGACCAAGCUCUGAAGGGAGGCGCAGCUGCAAAGGCUUAUCAGGCUUCAGAGGCAACAACGUAUAUCUGGAAUGAGGUCCGCUAUCCGCCGUUUUCAGACGAGAUGUUCGAAUCCAAUUUUCAAUUGCUUGCGCAGACAGCGCGGCAGACCUAUUUCCGAAACCAUGGUCAGACAGCCCUCCGACAACUCGAUGCCACGGACGAAGCCGCUGUCCAAGUCCUGUUGAACCCUAUCGGCGCCACUGGCAGAAAUAUCAUGCCGACCGACAAUCCCACACGUCUGCUGUACAACACGGCCUCGACGGUGAUGCCAAUACUUCAAGAGUUCUUCUUUCUUCUCAUCCUGAACGGGCUUUCGGACGAAAUGCAGAUCAACAGCAAGGUGCCCAUUCGGAUAACUAGCCUUUUCCGGGUGGCCUUCGCAGUCACUUACACCUUCAUCUCCUCAUUAGGCAUGAUGGGCUAUAUCUGGGCAUUCCGAGAGUCCUGGUCAGUCGAUGCUCGACAAUUCGUCUUGUCCUGGAUGGUCCUCUGGUUUCUUCACCAGAUCCAUUUCCUUGUCAUCGACACUGUCUCAGCUUUCUUGCCUAUCCCGGCCCUACCUUUCUUCCUGCUUACCUGGAUAAUUCUCAAUCUCACCAGCACCGUCAGCCCUUUAGAGUUGAAUCCGGUGUUCUAUCGCUGGGGUUAUGCCUUGCCUGCAAACGAGGCAUACACUGCCUUAACCGACAUCUGGUCGAAUGGAGCAGUGCCGGCACUGUACCGUGCGUUGCCAAUAAUGGGCGCAUGGUGGCUCGUCGGCAUGGGCAUGGCUGUGUAUGCUCACAUACAUCGGUGUCAGAAGGCUAGUCGCCCUAGAUUGGGCCCCAAAUCCAUUCGCAGCUCGAGCACGUCGGAAACAUACGCAUCCCUCUCAAUGUAUAGCUCUGGUCGUUGAAAGGACUCCUAAGCACUGUCUCCCGAUUUUGUCAUGGUACGCGGUUCGCAUGAUGAAAUGGAGCGAUGUAUGUUCCAGACAUUCUGACGAUGGUGGG
Exophiala viscosa is the source of this 1520-nucleotide messenger RNA. RefSeq lists its product as uncharacterized. Gene Ontology annotation, cellular component: membrane. Bases 98 to 1423 code for a protein of 441 amino acids. The transcript has a single exon. Lineage: Eukaryota; Fungi; Ascomycota; Eurotiomycetes; Chaetothyriales; Herpotrichiellaceae. The record is from RefSeq and is a predicted model, not a curated record.